UCCUCGUCCGGCGGUUCCAUCUCAAUCCUUCCCGCCUCAACCCUUCUCGCAAAGGCUCGCUCCCUCACUGUUGCUCCCAGGCAACCUCGGCAGAUCUUGUUUCUUGCGCAGACCUUGUGCACAGGUAGCUUCACUUUCUUGGUGGGCAACUCUGACCAAUUCUUGAGCUUGCAAAGGCAGAUAGAGGAGUCAUGGUAGGCGUCUCUCGGAGCAUGUCAGCCAUCCCGCCGGAGGAGCUGCCCAUCCUUGAGUCGCUCAUCAACAUUAGAAACCGCCUCACGGCUCUCAAGAAGAACUCCUCUGAUUACAUCCGGGCUCAAGAUGUCCAAAAUCUGUAUCAAGCGGUGAUCAAGCAAGUGUCCAAGCUAAACAACAUAAGAGAUGAAAGAGAUUCGAACGAAGGCAUACGCCAGGCUCCGUCCUCCGCUUCUGGAGCGGCAGGAGACGUACAGGACCCUCUUUCUCCUUCGGCAAAGGCAUCAUCUUCUUCCGCUGCCACUAGUACGAAUCCCCUUCGGCCCGAAGUUGAACCGUCUGCGAUUCAAACCAACAGGGUAGACACGACGCUUCAGGAUGUCUUCAGUUUACUCAGCCUCUUCUUUCUCACCAUCGGCAAGAGCAGAGAGACGCCAGCAACCUUCAGUCAGCUCGGCAGUAUGAAGCAACUACUUGAUCAUCUCGCCGAAUCAGGAAUCUAUACCGAGACUGAUCUCCAGCCUUUCGCAAAGCGAUUGUCGGAGCUCCGAGAGAUCAUUCGAAGGGACACAGAACAAGGCAAGCAUCCCACGCAGCUGACUAAGCUUAUGAUGCGUAAACUGGAAGGUUGCGAGAAAGUCCUUCAGCAGUUGCAAGGUACUUUGUCGGUACUCUCCGUCGAGCUUGUGCCUAUCCAUCAAAAGCUGGUCUCGAUCAGAAGGCAGAUAGCAGCCGCUGCUGCCAAGCUGAAGCCAGCGCGAGGAGAAAUUCGUAAAUUACAGGACGAGCUCCGAGCCAUCGACUCGAAGAGGGUUGACGGAAAGUUCUUGGGACCAGGAGGUUCUUCGGUACCCGCAGGUCAGGCUAUCUUGGUCGGUCUCCUCGAGGAGUGCUUCGAGAUCUGCCACGACGCAAUCAUCCGCAACGAUGAAGUUCCAAUGACUCUCCAACCCAUCUACGAUCGACUGACCGAGAUCAAAUCGCAGCUCGAGCAUCUCGUCUUGACGCACCGAUGGACCCUGCGCGAAACCGACCUCUGGAAUUACCAAGUGACUCUCAAGGAGAUUGACCGCUUGAGGGUCGAUGGCAAAUUUGUUGAUGCAGAGGGAAAACAACCGGAGGGUCAGCUUGUCCUGCUAUAUCUAUUGAGGCGGUGCUAUGGCCUCGUAUAUCGUCUCGUGGCGAGCAGCGAGCCAAUCAGCGAGGAGUUGAUGCCUAUCUCGAACAAGCUAUCAACGGUGUCGAAAUGUUUGAAGGAGGUGUCCAAAUACGGCGGCCCAUUUACGAUGCGUGACCUUUACCCCUAUCGUCUGGCGCUACAUCAAAUCGACAAUAUGAAGUCUCCGGUCCUCGAUAAAGAUGGCAACGACACCGGCGUAAAGAAGUGGCUGGGGAGGGAUGGCUCUGUACCAGAAGGGCAAGCAAUCCUCAGAGCUCAGUUCGAAGAGGUUGAGCAAACUAUCAACGAGAUGCUCAAUCGUGAGGAAGACUCUGACGAUGAAGAGGAGGAUUACAAUGGCGCAGUGUCCGAUGAAGAUUGGCAGUCUGGUGAUUCGGGCUCAUUUUCGGAUGAAGCUGAGGACUCUGCCUCUGGGUCGGAGGCGGCUGCUAGCGGCUUUCCAUCCCGAGAUCUCUCCCUUCCCGGUAGCCCGACAGGCAUGGAAACCGGCCCCCAUGCGACUUUGAGUAUCGCCAGCGCCUUGCAGGGAGUCGGGCGCGGGCCGCCAACACCAGCCAGCCCAGCUACGGGCUCUCCCAACCUGCUCAGACCUGAGAGUGGCACAGCCAGUAUCGCGGCCCUGGACAUGCCACCUUCCGUCACAGCACCCACCUCUGCCGCCCUACUGAAUGCCUCUGACCCACUCCCUCCGGGAGCUGCAACUCUGGCGGUCCCGACACCUGCUCAAAGUUCCUUGACCGCUGCUGCCGUCUCCUUGGAAGCGAUGAACUCUGCCAACCCGCCUGUGGGCGGAUCGCCUUCGCCUCUACCUACACGCGAUUCCACACUAGGCAGUCACGUGCUCCCUCCAACGGCGCCUGCCACAGCUGCUUCAGGAUCAGCGUCGCCGAGCAAAAGCACAGAGUCCGCCACUUCGGGAUCGAUGGUUGCGUCUGCGAGUGCAAUAGCGGUCGAGCCAGCACCUCAUGCUCAUGAAGGGCUCCCUACACAGACUCCAGUCUGCCAUCAUUCUGCAGACGGCAUCGAAUUUGGAUCAUCGCCCGGUUCGAUCGACAUGGCAAACAAAGAGGACAUCGCCCAGCAGUUAAAGGCGAAGUUGGCAUUGGAGGAAUCAUGAUCCGACAGACAGAUGAGGAGGUUGAUUGGCGGCGAGGCUCACAUUCCGGGCUUCUGAUGUCUUCCAGACUGUACUAUCAUUCUUUCAUCCAUGCAUCACCUCUCGUUGUAAAAGCAAGACUCUGUUAUCUGCAGUGCGAAACGGUUCUCACAGAAAGA
Microstroma glucosiphilum is the source of this 2650-nucleotide messenger RNA. RefSeq lists its product as hypothetical. The coding region runs from base 213 to 2492 and encodes 759 amino acids. The transcript is spliced from 4 exons. NCBI's taxonomy places the organism in Eukaryota, Fungi, Basidiomycota, Exobasidiomycetes, Microstromatales, Microstromataceae. Gene Ontology annotation, cellular component: cytoplasm; nucleus. The record is from RefSeq and is a predicted model, not a curated record.